Molecule: messenger RNA, 3048 nt
Organism: Funneliformis geosporum
Lineage: Eukaryota; Fungi; Glomeromycota; Glomeromycetes; Glomerales; Glomeraceae
Source: the annotation of a GenBank genome assembly
AUGAUGGAACUAGAAAAUAAAAAAAAUGCUAAAUUAUUAGGACUGAUAAAACUAAAGGAUAAACUAUUAAAUUUAAACCCUCUUUAUAAUCGAAAAAUAAGGUUUUCAUUAAGUGAAAGUCAAGAAGCCAGAGAAAAUUUCUCCUUAGAUUUAGAAAGUUUUUUUCAGUCAUCGACCCCCGAAGUUAUUUCUAGAUUUCAAAAAAAAGUAGUUCAUCUCCAAAAGAAAAAUUUAGCAGUUCAACAAGAAAAAGGAUAUAAAGCACUUUUUUUAGGAGUUAUUUUUGUGCGAGGUUAUUUUUACAACCGCCAAAACAUCCUUCGCUUAGUCAAUGCUCCUUUAUUUCUACUCCCUUGUGAUUUUGACAUCAAAAAGACUAAAAAGUUAAGUCUUUUUUUUUAUUCAGAAAGGAAAAUUAAUUACAAUUUGCUUUACUACCUUCAAAAAGAAUUAGGAUUAACCAAAGAAAAAUUAACUUAUUUCGAGAAUAAGUUAAAAAAUAACCAAGGAAUGGAUGGAAAAAAUUACCUAAGUUUUCUUACUCAGGAAUUACAAACUUUGGUGGCCGCUAGUCCAGUUAAAAUCAAACUUUCGCGAACCAUUUCUUCGCUAAUGAGAGAAAAAAAUAAUUUUCUAACUGAACGUGAAGAAAAAAGUCGAGGAACAAGCAUUAAACGAAAAAGUGAGUAUUUUCAACCUGAACCUUUUGUUCGGUUAACUUUAAGCAAUAAACCAAAAAAUUAUCCGGAAAACGAAUUAGAAAUAGUUUUAAAUUUUUGUCUAACUAUCGACAGUGAACCUAAUUUAAGUUUAUUCCGCGACUUUGAGGAAAUUGUUGAGGAAUAUUCACAAGGCAAGACCAUUAAUUGGUCAAAAUCAGCCUUGGCUUUACUAAGGGGCGAAGCGGAGAAUAUACUUAGCUAUCCCGAACCGAAAGAGACUAGUCAGCAACGAAAACCCCUCUAUCUCCCUUUUGCUAGCGACCCCUCUCAAACCCAUAUUUUAAAAAAAAUUUUUCGCGAUUUUGUGCAAAACACUCUCUGUAUUGAUGGUCCGCCCGGCACCGGAAAGAGUCAAUUAAUUUGUAAUUUACUAGCAAAUGCUUUGAUCUAUCAAAAAAAAGUUUUAGUAGUUUGUGAAAAGGAAGUAGCUUUAAAAGUUAUUUAUGACAAGUUAGGCAUUAUUGGUCUUAAUUUUUUAAUUAUUAAAAUAAAUGAAUUGGCUCAAACUCGCCAGAUUUACCAAGAAAUAUUAAAUCGCCUAGAAAAUAACCAGCAAGAAAGGUCUAACUACUAUGAAUACUCAAAUGGCGAGAAACAAAUGGCUAGUUUGGAAGAAAGGGAAGCCUCCAAUUUGAGAAAAAUUGUUAAUUAUUGCCAAGUGGCAAAGGAAUUUCAAACCAGUCGCCAGAUUCCUUUGCAGAAAGUUUAUUUAAAAUUUGACCGAAAGCAUCAAUUAUCGCCAACCUUGAUCCGAAUAAGUAAAUGGGUGAAAAAUAAGGAACAAUUAGAUAAAUUAAAAGAUGAUUUAGAAAAAUACAUUAGCAAAUUUAGCAAGAUUUUUGACAUAAUUAAUAAUUUACUAAAAGAGUUGAAGGGUGAAAAAGUAGAAAUUAAUUUAUUAUCAUUAAUUCUGAGCACCAAACUAGCACAAGAGUGUAGCAAAAAUCACCAGUCGACCAAACUAUUAGAAAGCAAACUAAAAGGUGAGGAAAAAUUUUUAAUUACUAUUCAGCAGUUUGUUUCAGAAGAAUUCUUAGCCAUUGGCGAACUUCAUUUUUUUCUAGCCAAAUUUGACGAAAGUGCCAAAGAAAAUAUUAGUUACUUUUUCCAAAAGAUUUUGGUCGACCAGGAAUUAAGUUAUUUGGAUAAUUAUAAUGAAUUAACUAGAAUUCAACGCGAACAAUCAGAAAUCAUUAGAAGGAAAAAGGAUUUAGUAAAAAUAAUCCUUAAAAAUAAACAAAAAGAAAAUUUAGAUGAAUUAUCUGCUAAUCAGUUAUUAGCAAAGGAACUAAAUAAAAAGAGAAAAAUUUCUUCUUUAAAAAAACUUUUUCCAGAAUUACAAGAAGAGGAAAUAGAAAAUUUACUAAAUGAAACAGGAAAAAAUAUUAAUUUAGAAAUUGAUGAUUUAGAAAAAAAUAGCAAUUUACUAACUUAUGCUAAAAAAUAUGCUCGCAAUAAGGAAAAAUUAACUUUAUUAUACCAUUAUCGCUCUCGACACCCUGAAUUAAUUGAAUUUUCUAACCAAGCAUUUUAUAACGGUAUUUUACAAAUUGUUUCCGCCAGUGAAAAAAAAAAUUACUUGCCACCGAUUGAGUAUCACUACCAACCUGAGGGACGUUGGAUAAACACCGAAAAUGAGAUCGAAGCUCGUUAUAUUGCUCAGUUAUUAAAAACGCUUCCUACUGACAAAGAAAUUGGAAUUAUUACUUUUAAUGUCAAACAGCAAGGAAAAAUAGAAGACUAUAUUGACAAAGAAAGAAAUCAAUACAAAAAUUUGUUUAUUAAAAAUUUAGAAGAAGUUCAAGGAGAUGAAAGAGACAUUAUUAUUUUUUCCAUUGGCUAUGCUCGGAAUGAAGAGGGUAAAUUUUAUCUCCACUUUGGCCCGCUUGGUCAAGAGGGCGGCGAAAAACGGCUUAAUGUUGCCAUCAGUCGGGCACGAGAGAAAGUAAUUGUCGUAACUAGUCUUUUGCCAAGUGAUUUAAGUAGAAUUACCGAUGAAGAUGAAAAUCGAAAACUGGGGUCAAAACUAUUCAAAAAAUAUUUAGAAUAUGCCUAUUAUUGUGGAAAAAAUCAGUCGGAAAACACACAAAAUAUAUUGAAAAAACUUCCAGAAAUUGUUAAUGCUUCUCUUUAUGAAAAAGAUUCAGGACUGAAAGAUUUUGAUUCAUUAUUUGAAGAAAAAGUAUAUAACGAAUUAGUAAAAAAUAUUGAAGGAUACAAAAUUCAUAAGCAAAUAAAAAGCGUUGGUUAUCAUAUUGAUUUAGCCCUUUGGGACAACCAAAUUAAGCAGUAUAUUUUAGGUAUUGAAUGCGAUGGUUAUUAUUGA